ACUAAUUGAAACGUUGGACUGGAAGAGCCAGUUACAAAUAUCAGAACUGUCAGCUGAUAGAUUUUAGCGUAUUUUAAAUCAAAUGAGCUCAUGGGCUGUUACUCGAAGAGAUGAAACGCAGGAAGCUGAUUAUGGAUCAAUGCAUCUGAACGAGACACCCUGUCUAUACCGUUUGACAUCUGGGUUUUCUGGCUGUUCUGCUCAGUCCAUUGCUACUCGAUGGAUUGAAAGGAGUUUCGAACUAAAUAAUUUGACUUUAACGGAUUAUCAACGACGUGUUCAAGAAAUUCGACGUUCAGUUCGUCAAGGUAUCGAUUCAGCAGCAACAUGUACAGAUGGGAUUAUUCAUGCAUUAAAGCAAUUAAUUCAUAGUGGAUGGCUUAACAGCCGAUGGAAUUUAAUCAGUGUUGAUUGUGAUCACUUCGCAUCGGAACCAUGGGAAAAAAAUUUUGCUUGUUGUUAUCGUAAUGCUCAGUGUAUACUUUCAUCUUUAUUUCGGAUUCCUGAGUUUAGAAAACGUCUUUUUGGAUCCGUGUCUGCAAUGCCAUCCAUAUGGAAACUACAAGCUCUUUUGGAGUCUGCUUGGUCACUUGGUUUUGAUCCACUUGGUGCAUCCCAGAUAUCUUCAACGAUCAAUCCGAAUAAAAUUUCGUCUGGUGUCAAUCCUACAGGUUCUGAUGACAUGAUUUCUACUGAUAGUCGUAAUCUCGUUGGAAUUGUAGACAGUACUGCAUGUCUAGGUGCCACUGAUAUGGUUUCUCUUUUCGGAUCGAUAGGAAUACGUUCGUCAAUCAUAGAAUGUCGUGCCCCUUCCGGCCCUGGUGGAACUCACCCAUACCUCUUAACUCAUAUUUACUCUUAUAUUACCUCAGGUAAUAGUCAUGGAAUAUCGAAUGAGUCUGUCACACUCCCAAUGCUAUUACAACAUGAAGGUCACAGUCGUAUAGUUAUUGGUGUCGAAGUUGACGAAGAUGACAAACCGUUAGCUCUCAUUGUUCUAGAUCCUGAUGUAUCGGCUGAAGCUAUGCGUCAAGUUAUCAAAGCAGCUGAUUAUUCUAUAUCUAGUCCGAGUAUAGAUUUAUCUCAUCUUUCUUUCGGAUCAUAUAAUUGGAUGGAUGUUUUAGGAAGUAUGCGUGUGGAUAUGACUCAGUUAGUUCAACCUCAGUAUCAACUGCUUCAAAUUAAUGGAUUAAUAGAAACGGAUUUAGAUCUCCAGGACGCCAUGGUUCCGGAAAAUGUUACAGUUGCGAUCUCAUAAAAAUAUCGUUUGGAAAUGUAACGUUAUUUUUUAUCUAAACCCCAUUCUUAACAUUUUUUCUUGGAUGUUAGUAAUUUCCAUUCAUCUAAUUUAAUGUUUCUCACAUUCUUUCUGCAUUGUAUUACUUUCAUUCUUAUAUAAACGUUUUAUGUUUCUUAGGUUUAUUUUUAUACAUGCUUUUAACUAAUCUCACGACAGUUCAUCACUAUAGGUAUGAUUGUUUUUAUUCCCAAUGACCCCAUUGCUUUCACUUGUAUUUCACGUAUUCGUUUUUCUGCCCGUUUCUUUAUCUUUCUACUGUGUAACACUACUACUUAAUGAUCAGCUAUGAUAAAUCUGCGUACUAUCUUUAUCUUCGCGCUUUCAUGUUUCAUCCUUCUUUAGGAUGAAAUAGCUUUGAAACUAAUAAAUACAUUGUGUUGUAUAUGUACCCUUUAUUUCUUUGGCAGUUGUCUAUUUGUUGCAGACUAAUAUAAGUAUGAUAGGAACAGUA
Molecule: messenger RNA, 1751 nt
Organism: Schistosoma bovis
Lineage: Eukaryota; Metazoa; Platyhelminthes; Trematoda; Strigeidida; Schistosomatidae
Source: the annotation of a GenBank genome assembly